AUGGAGAUGACCACCCCCGUCCUCAGCGAGCCCUCCCCCGACGGCGGCGGCGCGCGCAUGCAGUUCCCAAUGGAGGAGCGCUUCCCCGGCCCCGAGGCGCUGCCGGCGCCACUGGACUCGCGGGUUGAGACGAAGCGCGUAGGCGCGAGAUACGUCGCGGCCGCAAAGUUCCCCGGGUGGCCCCUCGAGUUCGAGGUCGUGGCGGCGGAGCGUGACCUGCGAGGCGCGCUGCUGCGGGACGGCCUGCAGCCGGCUAUCGGGUACCGCCUCGCUCGCUACAACGACCCCUUCACGCCGCCGUUCCUGAGGCGCAACGAGGUGCUCAUCGACCUCUCUGAUUUCGAGUGGCCCUGA
Monoraphidium neglectum is the source of this 354-nucleotide messenger RNA. RefSeq names its product SOUL heme-binding protein. The record is from RefSeq and is a predicted model, not a curated record. The transcript is spliced from 2 exons. The coding region runs from base 1 to 354 and encodes 117 amino acids. Lineage: Eukaryota; Viridiplantae; Chlorophyta; Chlorophyceae; Sphaeropleales; Selenastraceae.